Messenger RNA from Capsicum annuum, 930 nucleotides. Its product is annotated as kiwellin. Lineage: Eukaryota; Viridiplantae; Streptophyta; Magnoliopsida; Solanales; Solanaceae. The transcript has a single exon. The record is from RefSeq and is a predicted model, not a curated record. Bases 141 to 764 code for a protein of 207 amino acids.
CUUAUUUUCCACAUAAAAGUUUCUAUCAUUUCUCUCUUAAUUUUAAUUCCCUCCUUCCUUCAUUUUUCCCUAUAUAUUCAUCCAUUAGACAAUUCCCUUCAACCAUCAACACUUCCUCACUCAUUACAAAAAUAUACACUAUGUUCAAUCUAGCCUUUCUUUCUCUAAUUUUCUCCAUUAUCAUCUCUUCUUCUGACGCUAUUUCCCAAUGCAACGGCCCUUGUAACACUUGGGACGAUUGCGAUGGACAAUUAAUUUGCAUAAAUGGAAAAUGUAAUGAUGACCCUGAUGUUGGAACCAACAUUUGCAAAUAUAACCCUCCUACUCCAACCAAUACUUGUCGCCCGUCUGGCACAAUGAAUUGCAACGGUAUACAUCCUAUAUACCAUUGCUCGCCACCUGUCUCUUCUUCAACGCCCGCUCAACUUACCUUCAACGACUUUAGCGAAGGCGGUGAUGGGGGUGGUCCAUCUUCAUGUGAUGGGCAAUAUCAUGACAACAACGAAAGAAUAGUAGCAUUGUCAACUGGAUGGUUUGCAGGACGUUCAAGGUGUGGUAAAAUGAUACAUAUUCGCGCGAAUAAUGGUAGGACUGUAACAGCUAAAGUGGUGGAUGAAUGUGAUUCUACUACUGGUUGUGAUGAGGAACAUGCAUAUCAAAGUCCAUGUAGAAACAACAUAGUUGAUGGUUCCAUUGCUGUGUGGAGAGAUUUGGGAUUGAAUACAGAUGAUGGUAUAGUUCCUGUCACAUGGUCCAUGGUCUAGGUCAGGUUGGAGCCAUCGUUAUAGUUAUGAAUUCGAUAGAAUUCAAUAAUCGUUAGCUCAAAUUAUGUAUGUGUUAAAAAACUUAUCGAAUAAGCGUGUCAUCUUAUAUGUAACAAGAUGUACAUUAGAGUUCCUUAAAAAUUAUCAACUACGAUAUAACUCCUAA